This is a messenger RNA of Cyphomyrmex costatus, 5237 nucleotides long. Its product is annotated as synaptic vesicle glycoprotein 2B. Gene Ontology annotation, molecular function: transmembrane transporter activity. The coding region runs from base 1 to 2121 and encodes 706 amino acids. Gene Ontology annotation, cellular component: membrane. The record is from RefSeq and is a predicted model, not a curated record. Lineage: Eukaryota; Metazoa; Arthropoda; Insecta; Hymenoptera; Formicidae. The transcript has 12 exons. Gene Ontology annotation, biological process: transmembrane transport.
AUGGAAGUAGAGACACAUUAUAGCAAAACUACGAUAGCCAUUUGUCCUAAGAGACAUGGGAAGUGUAAUUAUAGCCAGUACUACCGAUGGUUUCUGGCAGUGAUGCCCUCAUCGGAGGAGGAAAGCCAGUGGCUUGUUGGCAGCGGGGGCGGCCUCGCACCCUCCAGCGGCAGUACGACGAAAACGGGUGCCGGCGAGCACGGCGUGAGCACUAGAUCCGGCCUCUACACCGAGGAAAUGACGACGCAGCCGGCGAGUGUCGCCACAGCCGGCGUAAACUCGGCCUCGGCCGAUUCUGCGGAGCAUGAUCUCAUCGACUCCACCGCGGACGCGACUCUCCUGGCGCAGUUUCACGAAGAUGCCAUCAAGCAGGCUGGUGUUGGAUAUUUCCAAAUAUUUGCUGCUUUCUGCACGGGUUUGAGUCUGGCUGCCGAUACCGUUGAAAUUUUUGUUGUACCAUACAUACUGCCAAGCGCAGAGGUUGAGCUUUGCAUCGAGGACAAUGAAAAAGGAUGGCUUGGAAAUAUUACUCUCGUUGGCCUUGCUCUGGGUGGAUUAUUUUGGGGUGGUUUAGGUGACAGACUAGGAAGACGCAGAUCCCUCUUCUCAGCCAUGUCUGUGCAUUCUCUGUUUAGUGGUGUCGCAACGUUUAUGCCCACUUAUGGCACUUUUAUGACCGCUAGAUUUUGCUCGGCUCUUGGAGUAGGAGGAGCUGUACCUCUAGCAUUCGUAUAUCUCGCAGAAUGCUGUCCACGAUUAAGUAGAGGUCGCUGGACAGGUAUACUUGUGGCAGCAUGUGCACUUGGUGGUGUCUAUGCAGCACUCUUGGCUUGGGCAGUAGUACCCACAACAGGAGAAAUGGUUGUCCUGGAGAAUAAAGAACACUUCAGCGCUUGGCAUCGUUUCUUGUUAUUAUGUUGUCUGCCGGCGUUGUGCUCCACGUUUGGUCUUAUCUUUCUACCAGAAAGUCCAAGGUAUCUUAUAGAAGCUGGUCGAGAUGUAGAGGCAAUGAUGGUUUAUCAGAGGAUAUAUAAGAAAAAUAACGCUCGUAAAGGUGCAACAGGUGCUCAAUACCAACUCUCUGAACUUGAACUUCCGACUAAAAGACCACGUGGCUUGGCACCGCCAUCUCCAAGUAAUCACACCAGUGUUUUGGCAGACAUAAUAUAUUCAAUCGAAAUGUUCUGGAAUUCUUUCUUGGAAUUAUUUGCUAUACCUCACUUACGUGUGACUUUGGUACUAUUAAUUAUCUGGACCGCUGCUUCAUUCAGUAUUUACGGUCUUAUGAUAUGGUGUCCUGAAUAUCUGAAACUUUUGCGAGCGAAGGAAUACAGGGAUCAUACCAGACACUUUCAAAGAGAAGAGCACAAUGGUACAACAUUUACUGGUUCUUGGGAAAAUCGUCAGUACAAAGACUCGACAUUUUCCAACUGCAAAUUUACUAAAAUGAUAUUCAGCCAUGUCGAUUUUGACAAUUGUACCUUCCAAUCGGUUGAAUUCAGUAGCAUUAAGUCUAGCAAAACCCACUUUAGAGACAGUGUUAUUAUAUAUUCAAAAUUUGUUGACACAGAUUUAUCUGCACAAGUUUUCACCAGAUGUAAAUUGGAAAAUAACACGGAGCUGAGUUUAAGUGGGUCCUGUCCAACUCUCGAUCUCGAUUAUAACAUUUAUAUCGAAGAGGCGCUACAUGCUCAUCUUGUUGCUCAAUUGGCUUUUGUACCCGCUGCUGCGCUAGCAGGUUUAGCACUUACCGUUCUUCAGCGGCCAAAACUAAUUGGUCUCUCACUUUUUCUCUCUUCCGUUGUUGCAUUAUGUCUGAUAUUAAUUCGCCAAAAUAGUUCGGCAGUUCUCGGUUUCGAAGGAGGCUUCACAGCUCUUUUUGCUGUUGGAUGGACAUCGUUAACUUUGGUGACAGUCGAGAGCUUCCCUACACACUUAAGAUGUACCGGUUUUGGACUCAUAGCAGCAGCUAUGAGAAUAUCAGGUCUGAUAGGAACCACGACAUAUCAGACAUUGGUGGGUACGCCAUUAAUUGCGCCCGCAUUAUUGACUGCGCUAACAUUAUUAAUUGCUAGCGUUAUAACUUUUAAAUUGCCUCAUACUCAUACUGUCUUCUUGUAAACUUUCUAUGAAUAGAAAAGAAUAUCAGCAACAUUGAUAUAUCUAAAACUAAAAAUUGAUUAUCGCAUAUGAAACAAACUUAUACGGUACUCUAUCACUGACGAAUGAAUUCUCAAAAAGAAUAAUCUCGAAUGCGUCAAAGACGUACAGAAGGAGAAGACGUGCUAUUCUUUAUUCUUCAUUCUUAAAACUUAUUCGAAAAAAAAUGUUCAAAACGUGUCAAUAAUUCAAUUUUAUCAAAAAGAAUUUUUUUAGAAUAUAAAACUUUAUACAAAGUAACAUAUCCUAAGUAAUAAUAGAGCACUGUCGUCUUUCGAGACACUUGCAUAUUUGAAGCGCACAGAACGUUCACAGCGACUUUAAUUUGCUAACGCAGAAUAGCGUAAUAGUCCCUUGGACUUGGAUCAAAGUACUCUUGUAUCGUAUUACUUAUGAAACGCAACAUUCACUAUAUGCGAAGGAUAUGCAAUGUGCGAUAAAAAUUUAAAAAAAAAAAUCGAUCGGCUCUGACACGGACGUUUCCGUGUGUAUAAUAGUCACUCUGAAACUAACGUAAUUACUUCACUAUUUUACCUUUGACGAUAUAUAAAUGGUUACGCAAGUAUAUUGAGCAAAAGACAUACACGUAUGUACAACUAUUUUAAUAAGGCUCAUGCCAUAAAACGUGUCAAUUUUAAUAGAGGAUGUACAAUCAUCCAUAAUGAUAUAUAUCAUAUACAUUAAGAAACAUUGAUUAGAGAGAUAUAUUGAUAAUGCAAUUUGAUAUCUCAAUUAUUAUUCCGAAUACAACGCUUAUAAAAUACAUAGCUGUUCUCUCAAUCUAUAGAUUAAAUAAUAUCGAUAUAUGAUGUGUGAAACUUGGAUAUAUUCCGCGAUAUAUAUUUCGCGAAAGAUAUCUAUUCGCUCAGAUUCAGUAACACAAGACACUACAUGAAUAUCCGCAUACAGAUCAAUUAUGAUGAUGCAACAAAUCAUUUUAUGUUUUUAUGCAAGAAGAGAAAUGAUAUUUUUAUUUCAUGCGCAGAAAACAUUUCUAUAAAAGGAAAAUAAUCGGACAAUUAUAUGUUCAAUACUUCUGUUUUUUUUAAUCAAUUUAUUAGCAUGCACUCCAGAUUACCGACUAGAUGCUAAAAUGCUGCUAAUGAUAAAUAAGGAAGAAAGAGAGGGGUGGAAAGAGACACACACAUGAUUCACGUAAUGUAAACGCUGCCGUAUGAAAUCUUAAAAUAUCUAGAUGCAAACUUUCGAACGAGAAAAAAAGACAGAGAAGAUUCAGCUUCGUAGCGUAAAGACCCAAGAUCUAUCAUCUUCAACGUUAAUCGUCUUCUAACUUAUGAUCAAUUACAUAUAUAUGAACGUGUGCAUCUGACUUUCUAGUGAUGUGUAUAUUAAAACGUAGAACGUUAUUUUCUACAAGAACCAGGAUCACACGUCUUGACAUAAAUAUAUAUAAAAUGUAAUAUCUGUGUAAUAUAUAUUCACUUGAUGAAACUUUGUUAAGGUUUUAUCUCCACCGACAACAGACAACAAUGUAUAACACUGGCAAGUUAAAAAGAACGUAAAGAAAGUUUGUUGAAAGGGAGAAGCAACUUAUAUCUAGGCAAUAAGAAUGUAUGAAAGUCCGACGCAGAUCGAGUCUUGCCUACCAGAAUUCAAAAAAUAUACUUUAUAGAAUUUUGGAGGAGUUCGUCAAGACAAAGAAAAUGUCGGUAGAUUUAAUAGGAUAAAUGUCUACGUCCCGUCACGGUUAGUGAAUUUUUUUCAUAUCAGACUGUUGAGACGAUCGAUAUACUUAUACAUCCUAUAUAUAUACACAAAAGUUUAAUAUCCAGGCCAAUCUGGGCCGAGAUUUAUGAACGUCUCGUCGAGGAAAAUAGAAAGAAGAGACCAUUACGAUGACCGACACACGAACGCCGUUACACAUUCCAGUGAUUGUCCUGAGGAUGAUUUCAUCUUCUUUCGAUGAAAAUCCUAACGGAAGUCAUUUGUUUCUGCUUAAGGAAAUCGCGGUUCGUCGUAAACUUGGUCGUGGAGCGAGUUGUGUCGGUGUCGCAAUUGCGAUCACAUCGAUUUAUGUGACAAUGAAUCACGAGGAUUAUAAUACAUCUGAACAAAAGAUAUUCUAAUUGAAGUGCGAAAUUUAAGUAUGCUUACGAAACUUUCGUCGGGACCAUACGACGUUUUUAUUAGCUCCUUUUUAUAUUGGACGUUAAUCAAAAUACAAUAAUAUUGAGAUAACAUAUCGAUGCCGGCACACACGCAACCCCACGUAAUUAAUUCUACUACAACAUUCAAGUCUAUCAUCACACCCGUAGAUAUAUAUAUAUAUAUUAUAUAUAUACAUUUUACUCAACAUAUCAUAUUUAUGAACAAGCACUCUAGAUUUAGGCCUUAGUCAGAUUAUUGAUUAGAAACACACAUAAACAGAAUACGUAAAGACGGUAGUGCGAGAUGACUCUCGAGUAGACUGAUCGAGAUAGAGGAUCUGCCGAGGCACUAUUUUCCUAUCUUAUGUUUCUUUAGCGAUUAUGUUUAGCUAAUAUAUGUAGCGUAUAUACAUGUUUUGUUUUACACAACGAGAUUAUCAACUGAUUAAGUGAUAAGAAGAAAUGCAAUACUCGUAUAAUCUGGUCAAACGUGCAUUUUACUAAUAUUAAAUGCAAUUACUCGACUCAAUUUUACUAAUAUUAAAUAUAAUUAUUUAUUCAUCACUGAGAAUAUUGUAUACAUAUCACGCUGUUCAGACUGGAAUUAACGAUCAGUUGGUAAUCACUGUUUCAGAGAGACUGCUUCUUAUUAUUAAAAUUGAAAGAAUUUAAUUAGUUAAGAUCUUUUACAUAGCCGAUGAUGACACGAGAAACAUUGUACAAUAUAUCAUUUCUAUUUUAGACUUUACGUUUGGUCAUAUUUUUGACUGAUCGCACAGCUUUUAAUCCUUAUGAUACAGGAACGGAAACUUCGAGGCGAGAUUUUUACGUGAGAUUGUAAAAAAUAUGUGAAUAAGUGAUAAGAGAUAAGUGUUUUUUAAAAUUGUUAUUAUGAAAUUCUUAUAGCUAUAUCGAGAUUAGUUACAAAAUUUAUAGAAUUAUUUAUUCUUGACAAAUGCAUGAAAUUAC